Molecule: messenger RNA, 2184 nt
Organism: Gryllus bimaculatus (two-spotted cricket)
Lineage: Eukaryota; Metazoa; Arthropoda; Insecta; Orthoptera; Gryllidae
Source: the annotation of a GenBank genome assembly
GGUUUUAGCAUAUUGGAGAUGUUCUGAUCAGUUCUGGACUUCAGAAUGAACGUUUUGAGAGGUUGGCACGGCUAAUCUGACCAUUGCCAACAACUUUAUUAGAAUUUGUUGUAUUGAUUAAUAUUUUAAACCAAUACCAACAACAUAUUACUAGAAAAUACAUUUGAAUUCUCCAUACAUGUUGUCAUUACCAAAUACCUUUUCUAGCGUAAAAAUUUGCAAGCUUUUCGCCGUGUACACUGCUAUUGAAAUAACGUUUCAUGGUAGAUAGUUGGUAAGCUGGCGGACGGUCAUUUGCAUGUUUACAUCUGCUCGAUCCAAACAUUUCGCGGAAACCGCCACAAACGUUUCUGUCGGCGUGGAUGUUGACUUUUGUGAUGUGAGUCGAAGUUAACGAUUGAAUUUUAAACAUAUUAAUGUAAAUGAGCGUGUUGUGACGUGUGGAACAAAUGUGAAGAAAAACUGGCUAGAUUUUGAAUAAGGGAGAGACUACUUUGCACAUCUCACUUGUCGAAUGCCCAAAAAUUAUGACAUAUUUGGGAUUUUCGGAAAUACCCCCUGAGGGUUAUAUUUCUUUAUAUGAAGCUGGAGGCAAGACGCAGUAUUCUUUACCCGAGAAUGCCCAGUAUGAUGGCAUAGCGAAAUUUGUGGCAUGUUAUCCUCAUGUGAAUGUUACACAUGAAUUAAUGCGAGCUGCAGCUCGUUAUGAAGAAUCCAGUGAUGUUUUCAUACCCUCGCACACAACACUUUUGAAAAAGCUUGUACAUGGAUGGUACGAGCAAGGAUUUCUAGAAGCCCUCCAUAUUGCUGCAUCUCCUGCUACAGUUGAUGCACCUCAGUGGUUGCAAACUGCUGCUCGGUGGGCAUUAUCUUUUACUCGCCUUCUUGGUAUCCACCGGCAACGGGAGAGUGGAACACGCUUAGUGGCCUCUCUGACGCAGAAGGACUUGGACAAGUGUUGCAUAAAUGCCAUGGCUUGGCAUCCCUACACGGUUCGCUUAGCAGUGGCAUUUUGGGAUGACACUGUGAGAGUGUUUGGUGAAUCCUCCAAUAGACAGAACAGGCCAGUCUUAAAAUGCAAGGGCCAACAUUUUGUUUCCUGCCUAGCUUGGAGGCCGUUAUCUGGUCAGGAACUAGCUGUGGGAUGCGAGUCAGGCAUAUUUUUAUGGUAUGUGGAGUCUGGCACUGCAUCUUCCUCGUAUGGUCGAUGUGUGCGCCAACUGGCCCGUCGAGGGCACAGCCCUGUGUCUGCUUUGGAAUGGAGCCCUGCUGGGGAUCUCCUGCUUAGCGUAUCUCCUCUUGACACUGGUGUGUAUGUCUGGGAUCCGGAUACUGAGCGCAGCACUUGUCUGAGACAUGUAGCAGGUGGAGGGUCUUGUCUUGCGGCUUGGUCACCAAAUGGACAGCGAGUCUUUACAUCCACAAUGGGCUUAGUUUUCAGGGUAUGGGAAACUAAGCGGUGGAAAUUUGAGCGCUGGACUGUGCAGUCUGGCCGUGUGCAAUCUGCCUGCUGGGGUGCAGAUGGCCAUCUCUUGCUGUUUGCUACAACAGAAGAACCAUGCCUCUAUUCUUUAGCAUUUUUCAACAAUCAAACUGUUUUCCGGGAAGAGGUGGGUCUACCUGCUGUUACUGCCCAGCGAGUGCUUGACCUAACUGCAACAGAACUGCCAACUGGUGAAAGAUUGGGUGGCCUGGUCUCCUCUUUGACUUGGGAUCAUACAAGUCGUUACUUGGCAAUAAUGUUCAAAUCUUGCAACAUAAUUGCAGUUUAUAGAACCAGAGUUGAUCACGGUUUGCACAUACUACCUUGCUGUUUAAUUCGUGGUCGCGCAGGAGAAACGCCAAGCAACAUAUGCUUCCAACCCAAUUUCAAAGAAGGAGCUCUUUUAACAAUUGCAUGGUCUGGUGGUUAUGUGCAGUACUUCCCUAUUAUGACUCGUGACUUUGAAUCGGAUGUGUAUCCCAGAGCACUUUCUGAAAGCUUAGCCUCUUCUAGAGGUCAUGUGUCUUCUUGGUCAGCUGGUGGUUCAUUUAUUAGCUGAUACUCUUCACUUAAUCAAGAAAAAAUGCUCUAUUUUUUAAACGUUAGCCUGUAAAAAUAUUUGUAUCUUUGUUCUUGGCAAAUUAUUAAUGAAUACUAUCAUAAAGAAAAAGUGAUUUUUAUGUCCUCCUUAAUUACACUCG